GAUGUAAGAUAGGACUUAGGAGAGAAUUCGCGUUUCUUUCGUGGGAGUGGUAGGACCCAGAAGGUUCUGGUUCUGGCUACAAAAAGAGGAAGGGGUGUGGGUGUUAGUGUAGCGGUUGAUUUGAUUUGAAGAGGGGUUUGGUUUAUCCAAAAACAAAACAUAUCGAAUAUCGAGAGGGGAAGAGAAAGAAAGAUCGGAAAUGGCUUUAAACCCUCAAUUGUUCCCAAAUGGGAUGCCCGUUCCUUUUGUCAACGAGAUGUUUGUUCUCGCUAGAGACGGCGUCGAGUUCGAAGUCGAUAAGAUCCCUGGCCCUGGGAAUCAUGGAGGUCAUAUAAAAGCAAAGGGAACAAUUUACUUGUCAAAUAUACGCAUAGUCUUCGUAGCUAAUAAGCCUAUUGGAAACUUUACUGCCUUUGAUAUGCCCCUGCUUUAUGUUCAUGAUGAAAAGUUUAACCAACCAAUUUUUUUCUGCAAUAACAUUUCUGGUCUGGUGGAGCCUGUGGUUCCUGAAAAUCAGCAUGGCGCUUUAUAUUCCACUCACUCAUUUAAGAUUUUGUUCAAGGAAGGGGGCUUUGGGACUUUUGUUCCCUUAUUUUUCAACUUGAUUGCUUCUGUGAGACAGUAUAAUCAGCAAUAUGAACAAUCCAAUACAAGGGUAGACCGCCGGGAUCCUUUACAAGCAGCACAGACUCCUAUAGAUGAGAUGAUGAGACAUGCAUAUGUUGAUCCCACUGAUCCAACAAGAAUCUUCCUGCAGCAGCCUGCUAUGGAGUCUCAGCUGAGGCGGCGCACUUACCAGUCUUAUCCAGUUGAACACUCUAUGUGAUUAUGUUCUUAGUUGAUAAAUUAAGUUGUUCAAGAAACGAGAAAAGUUCUCCUGCUGAGUUGUGUAUUUAGAGUGUAAAAUUGCAAAUUUUUAAAGUAUAAAGUUACAGGUGAUGUUAUAGUUGUGUAUAUUUCUGAAGUGAGAUAUCUACUCUUAUUAUUUUUCUGUUUUCCCUCCAAAAUAAGUUGGGAAUAUAUUGUGUGGCACAUCUUUUUGUGUUAAACUUACCUUUUUUUCUCCUUC
Messenger RNA from Ziziphus jujuba (common jujube), 1069 nucleotides. RefSeq lists its product as uncharacterized. The coding region runs from base 200 to 826 and encodes 208 amino acids. The transcript is spliced from 5 exons. Gene Ontology annotation, biological process: positive regulation of DNA-templated transcription. NCBI's taxonomy places the organism in Eukaryota, Viridiplantae, Streptophyta, Magnoliopsida, Rosales, Rhamnaceae. Gene Ontology annotation, molecular function: transcription coactivator activity; chromatin DNA binding. The record is from RefSeq and is a predicted model, not a curated record. Gene Ontology annotation, cellular component: nucleus.